AUAUCCGAACUAAUUAUAUCUGCUUUCGGCCAUCUUGUCGCAAACAGAUGUGGAUCAUGAGGGAACUCGACAUUUUGGGACCGAUUUAGGACUAAUCUGGGAAAUGUACAUCCAGAAGACUGAAGUAGAUCUAAGCUACGUUUCUUCAUAGCUAUUCUCGCGAAAUUUGAAGAGUUUAUUCAGUUGUUGAGAACUGCGUUUCCUUUUAAUGUGAUUGUAUACAAGAGAUGUCCAGGAUGCCCAACCUGACAACAGUCCACGAGACUGGGUCCCACUCCCAUGGUGGACACCCUCAUUCUCGAGUUAGCUCACGGUCACAUGGAGAUGAUUCAACCAAUUCUGGCUCAUCAAGGAGUAGGGGUAGAACAGGUGAUGACCAACCCCAUGUUGGCAAAUACCGUCUCAUCAAGACUAUUGGCAAGGGAAAUUUUGCCAAAGUCAAGCUGGCAAAGCACAUCCCAACUGGCAAGGAGGUUGCAAUCAAGAUCAUCGACAAAACACAACUGAAUCCUAGUAGUUUACAAAAGGUGUACAGAGAAGUUAAAAUUAUGAAAUUACUAGACCAUCCAAAUAUAGUGAAAUUGUUUGAGGUGAUAGAGACGGACAAGACGUUAUACCUUGCAAUGGAGUAUGCCAGCGGAGGUGAAGUCUUUGACUAUCUUGUAGCACAUGGAAGGAUGAAGGAGAAAGAAGCCAGGGCCAAGUUCAGACAAAUUGUGUCUGCUGUACAGUACUGUCAUCAAAAACGAGUAGUCCAUAGAGACUUAAAGGCAGAAAAUUUACUACUUGACAAAGACCUAAAUAUCAAGAUAGCAGAUUUUGGCUUCAGCAACGAGUUCACGAUUGGCUGUAAGUUAGAUACCUUCUGUGGCAGUCCACCCUAUGCAGCUCCGGAAUUGUUUCAAGGCAAGAAAUAUGAUGGACCCGAGGUGGACGUCUGGAGUUUAGGGGUCAUCCUCUACACGCUGGUCAGUGGGUCAUUACCCUUUGAUGGACAAAAUCUCAAGGAACUGAGAGAGCGAGUAUUACGAGGGAAGUAUAGGAUACCAUUCUACAUGUCAACAGACUGUGAGAAUCUACUCAAGAGGUUUCUAAUGUUGAAUCCAGCCAAGAGAGCCAUGUUAGAGACGAUAAUGAAGGACAAGUGGAUGAAUGCUGGGUUUGAGGAGCAUGAGCUGAAACCUCAUCAAGACAACCAGGAGGACUUCUAUGAUGAGAGAAGGAUAGAAACCAUGACUGGUAUGGGCUUCAAGAGGAAGGAGAUUGAAGACUCACUCAGGAAUCAUAAGUAUGAUGAGCACUACGCCACCUACCUCCUCCUUGGAAGGCGGCAUAGUGAUCAGGCUGAAGAUGCAGACUCUACGUCAGGCAGCUGUCUAUCACUACCCCAGCGCACCGUGAGUGAUCUGAGCUCCUCCAUCACACAAUCACCGUCCUCCCAGGGUAAGAAACAGCGCAGCAUCCCAUCCAAUCAGAAAGAGAGACGAUUUAGUCAUGGCGGGGAGAAUUACGUCGUCAGGAAAAGAGGGCAGCACUCCUAUAAACGUCACAUGGACAGUAGUUUGAAGGAGAACAUGGGCAAUCCACCACAUAGAGACAGAGGACGCUCUAGCCACGGUCCCAUCGGGUCUAAGGAUAGCAGCUCACAGUCCAACACAAGCAACAAUCCCAACCAGUCAGAUAUACCUGACAGGAAAGCCAAAUCUACGCCAAAGAGCGCCAGCAAACUGCCAACAAAGACUCCUCCUGGUAUGAGUAGGAGAAACACGUAUGUCGCAGGUGAGAGGGAUUUCCCUGGCUCAAGUAGAACCAAUGGCAGCAGUGAAAGGUCAACAAGACAUCAGAAAUCCUCCUCAACGUCCAGUCAUCCUGUCAAAGGGGCACUCCUCCCGCCCAUUGACGACCCCAGUAAUCGGCCCAGUACUGCACCUAACAAGAGACACCAAAUAGGGGGUUCACCUAGUGUGAGGGGGCCACCAGUACAAGGCUCUAAUCUUCAUAGAGGUACCGUCAACCGAGCUACCAUCCAUGGUGCACCAGGUAGGCGACCCAUGUUCAAUGGACCUGCAUCGGCCCAGGGUAGUUCACAGGAUACAUCUACCAGGAACAUGGGUGGCCCACAUAACAUCUCCUUAUUCAGCAAGUUUGCUUCCAAGUUUAGCAGAAGGUCACUAGUAAUGGCAGAACCCCCUUCAGAGUAUGUGAAGCCAAGGUCACUGCGCUUUACCUUCAGUAUGAAGACGACUAGCUCCAAAGAGCCAGACUCCAUCAUCGGUGAGAUCCGCCGUGUUCUUGAGUCCAACGGCGUGGACUUUGAACAGCGUGAGCGCUAUCUAUUGUUUUGUGUACAUGGCGAUGGGCGGGGAGAUAACCUCAUCCAAUGGGAGAUGGAGGUGUGCAAGCUACCACGCCUCUCGCUCAACGGGGUGCGCUUUAAACGGAUAUCAGGCACCUCCAUGGCCUUCAAGAACAUUGCCUCCAAGAUUUCCAAUGAACUGUGCUUGUGAAGUGAUGCCGGAACCAUUCAGCAACAUGACAGCUGCGACGAGAUUCAAGUCCAACUUGGUUAGAUAGCACCGUAUCUGACAUACGCUCAAGGAGAGCGUGUGUUUGCGGUUGCUACUACCAUCCAUAUCCUCCACACUUUCAUAAUACCGUCUGCUUUGUAUGUGAACAAGAUGACAUCACAUCAUGGCAUCUUGAUCUUUGAAGCAUCUUUUUAUCAUCUGUGAAGAAGCUCCUAGAACUGCACUCUUCUGUACGCAUAUUUGUAAUGUAGCAAUACAAACCAGAUUGCGCACCAUGUUCACCCAACUCUUAUACCUAGUAGAUGCAAUGUAAGAUAAUCACUCUCAUUCUUGAUGUUCUUCAGGAUUCAAAUCUACACCAGCUCACAGAAGAUUCCCAAGACUCUACAGUGUUGCUGUUUUUGUUUGAAUCAUCAGAAGGAAGAAAUAUGAAGCAGACACCAAAGCACAGUACAUUCAAAUCUAGUGUAAAAUCUCCAGAUUCUGCUCAUGUCUUACCUGAGUAAGAAUGUUUCUUGCAAAAAACUCAAAUUGAAAUUGAGGUAACAUAGAAAAGAUCCUUUCAACUUAGGCCAAUCUCAGAAGAAGAAGAUGCAAUCUGCUGUGAGAUGUUGAUCUAUUUGACCAUGUCCCUUUAUCUAUUAGGAUGUGUGAUGUGGGUAAUUGACAAGCAGGGUAUGUAACCUUCUUUCAGGAUCUUUUCAUCAAGUAUGUUAUCUCUUUGAAUCCACUGCCUCACCCGUCGUAGCUGCAUGUUUAUAGGCCCUAGCUAGCUUGUCUGAGAUGAGAACAAGCAGAAGGAAGGAAGGAAGGGCCUACCACGAUUGACCGUUGCUUCGUCGGCUUCGGAUCGUGAUGAUGAGACUGUCAUCAAAGACCACGCUGAAUGGUUCCACAUAACAUUAUUCGCUUUACGUUUACCAAAACGGAAAAGCGUCUUAACUGCCAAAAGAAGGAGCCCUUGUGUUUGAUGAUGUAAUCAUCAAGCUGGGGAAGAUGGGAUGUACCUGGGCUAUAAGUGCCAUUUAGUAGCCAGCAUGGUACAGGAGAAAGCAUCGAUGGAAUGGAAUUGUUUUUAAAUAGUAAUUCAAGUGAUAUAUGACUUAUAACUAAGAGUGUUUCUGCAUCACUUUUUUCUUCUUUUUUUUCUUCGUGCAAAGUGAUGCAGAAAAGAAAAGCUAAUUUAUGUGAAUAUCGGUGAUUAAUGGAAUAAACCUUUCAUAUGGGUUUAUAGUACAUAUCGCAUUCAGAAUGAAUGAAUGAAUGUUAGGGGUUUGUCAAUGAAGUUGAAGACUCGAGUCACAAGGAUUUAAUGUGUGCAUACUUAUAACAUAGAAUAACAUGGGUCAUACGUAGUGCUCAAUAACAUUCACUGUUUAUUAUUUCAUCUGGAAGGAAAGAAAAUAAUGCAGUCUGAUAUACUAACUGAUGUAAAAACAAAAUAACCUACAUCAAUACAAAUAUAACUGCUACUUUGUGGAAGUAUGUAACUUUUGUAAUUUUGAUAGAAUUGACCAUUGUAUGUUCUAUAGCAGUUAUUUCAGCGAUAAAUGUCCGGUAAAUUGGGCCUCAGACUUUUAUACUAGUCCAAUCAGUCUAAUGUCAGCUCCAGUAAAAUUACGCAGACUAUAUGAUCAGGCAGGCAAGAUGAUUGAACGUAGAGCAUUAUCCAGGUCCCAGGUAUUAUUAAGUUAUGCCACAUUUAAAUCUGUGUUUCUGGCCAUUUUCAUGAAGGAGGUUUAACCAGAUAUUUCACAUCAAACUUAUGCAAAUUGAACCCUAAAUUUUCAUUUUCUAUUUGUCAUUUUUUGCUUAUUGAUGGUUAAAAGAGCUUCUCCAUUUCAUAUUCAAUACCCCUCAGACUCACAGCCUUUAUUUUAAUUUUCCCCUAAUUUAUUCAUCAAAUUUGAUUUGCUAAUGUUUUUGUUUUGACAAGAUUCUUUGAAUUUGUAGAUGUUCUGGUUGGUAUAUUAAUAAGGUUGAUGUGACCAAAACCCUUUGUGAUGUCAUUCAGAAAUGAUGUGGUGUAUAGAAACGCAUUUUGUCCAUCAUGACCAUUGAGGUCUUUAGUCUUCACUCAUAUAGAAAGAUCCCUAACUCGCGCUAUUCAUUGUUGAGAGUUGGAGGUAAGAAAAGAAUGUUUGGUCAUUUUAACGUUGAACCUCCUUUGUGUCACAUGGCCUUUCUACGAGUGAGUUUUACACAGCGUUUUGUCACUGCUUUCAAAUUUUGCCAAGCACUGUAGCAUAAUGUUGAACCCAUGGCAGAUUUUAUACAUACUCCUGGGCUGCAUUGUGUUGUCUGGAGCAGUUGGAGUCCCCAGUAUCAUAUUGGAUGGUGUAUGUCCACAGCUGUAUCAUCUCAAAGAGCCACUAGAUCCUCUGCGUUACAUCCUCCACCAAAUUUUACACAGCUAUCAACAUGAUUGCAAUAACACUCAGAAAAAGAAGGAAAAGAAUGUAAAAUGUUAUAACUUAUUGCACCCAAUAGCUUCCUUUUCUUUUCUUUUUAAAUCGAUUGAAGUUAACUUCUGUUACACAGCAGUGCUUUCAUCGAAGAAGAAAAGUGUUUGGCAAAAUUUUGUGGCAGUGCAAAAACAUGAAGAUUGAACUUGCAGGUAUAGUUGAUGUACACAGUGUAGUGCACAUGUGUGAUUUAGCCACGGAAUGCUUAGGAUUCUUGCUCUCAGUUUAACUAUGUUCUACAAUAAACUAUUCAUUGAAUAAAAACAGGAAGUAAUGAAGAAAAAAAAAGUGAAGUAUCUGUACAUAACAUGUAAAGUAGAAGAAAAAAAUAUGUGGAAUAUGUUCUUGUACCAUAGAAACAAAAUAAUUAUGAAAGACAGUAGAGAAAAAAGGGGUUGCACUGUACAUGAAAACAAAUGACUGAUUUCUGGAAUCCUGAUUUGUUUUUGUUUUUGUUUUUUAAUCACUAUUAUUUAUUGUAGUUUGUUUUGAUUCUGUACAUCUUCAGCUGUCACCUUGAAUGUGUUUUAAUUUUGAGUCUUGUUUUAAGAUUGGGAUGGUUGCUAGGUUCUUCAAGUGCUGCACGUCUUCUAGCCUGCUACACCAAAGUUAACUCAUAGAAAAGAGUAUUUACUCCCAAGAUUUCUAAAGUGCGAUCAGAAGUGCCAUUUAAUCAUUGCUGAACAAGGGGUUGAGAAAGUUAUUGAAAUAUAGAAGGAUUAAUCCAAUAUGACUUCUCCAUCUAGAAAUUUGAUUGUGGCUUAUUGUUUUGUCCAGACAUCCAAGUGAAGUUUCUUUUCACACAAAUUCCUUAUGAAAUCACAGGUAGUGAAUUAUCAUACUCUUCACUGUGCAUCCCUACAGUAUAUCACAACAUAGCAUCAAGUGAAAUGAUGUCAGCAUCUCCUUCAAACAAUGGUUUCCUUCAUAAUGUGCUUCACAAAGCGUUACUUAAAUAAGUCAUCUAAUGGUACAUCACAGAUUUGUUUGUUUGCUGUUUUUAUAGUCUACCAUUAUGCUAUUCAGAUUAUCCAAAAGGCCAUUAUUCCUCAUGCCAACUUUCAAUGUACCUUAUCCUCCCUAUCAACCUCUCAUCAGCCACUAGCCUCAUAUUUUGUUCAUCUCAAUUCCAGAAUAUUGUCUUAAUGUGUAAUUUAUGUUUUUUAACUAUUCCAAAAUAUAGAGUUAUUUGUUCAGGGUAUUUUGCUGUAAUUGUAAUAAUAACAAUGCCGUUUUAUUUAUUUGAAAGAAAGAUAUACUAACUGGACCAUAGUUUGGGAGAAGACUAAAGCUUGAUUACUGUCAAUGAACCAAAGCAAAUGGACAGCUUUGAUAGAAUGUGAAGAAGGUUCGAUAGAAAUCUCUUCUUGGAGUGUGUGUGAAUGCAAGAAAACAAGUGAUCAGAGAAUUUAUCCUUUGGUUAUGAUUUGCCAGUGAUUUAAAUCAUGGCUUUGGAGCCUCAAGAGCAUUAACUCUGUGUUGAAGUAUAUGAGAUAAUGACUUUGGGGCUCCAACCAGAUAAUAUACAUGUAUGUUUAUUAUAUAAGAUAGAGUCCACUUCCAACAUUGAAAUAAAAAUAGCAAACUGAGUACUUAUUUCAUCAUUUUUUGUUGUCAAUAGAUGCUUGCAGCGAAUGUAUAUUACUUUAAAUUUAGGUCACCUUCAUAAUUUGUAAUGUUUUUAAAUUGUGUUUAAAAAAAAAGUGAUGAUGCUGAUGAAUUUAUCCUGUACAUUUCAUUGCAUAUGAGCAAGUCUUCAUAGUGCAAUGCAAAAAUGAAUAUAAAGAGAGACAGAUCAGUGAAUUUAGGGAAAGCUAUUUGAGAUAAGACUUCCAUACUAUGAAAGGCAUAAUGAGUGGGAAUUUGCAUUAUAUAUUGGGUUUGGGUAUAAAGGUAGGAAAGUAUAUAAAGAAGAAACAAUUUAAUGUCAUUCAAUUUCAAGGUUGUAUUCGAGAAUGUGAGUCUAAGAAAAAUGAUCACAUCAAUUAUUAUUAAAAAGUCCACAUGAAAUACUUCCCCAGGGUGUUGUCUGUCCAUCCAUCCCAUCCCCCUCUUUAAUAGUCUCAAUAAUUAUUUACUUCGAUUAGCAGAAUGCAUCAUAAAUCAAUCAUGUUGUUGAAACAAAGGUCGCAGGUCACACAGGUCAUUUCACAGUAUAUAUAAGCUAAGACAUAUUAGCAACAUGACUACAUGAGAUCUUCAAAAUGUAAGCAGUUUUUAAUAUGCACACUAUUAAAGACCAAUUUAUUUAGUCACUUCCGCUAAUAUAUCUUGAUAUGAUGCAUUUCGAGAAUCAAAAUAUUCCAAUUGAUCUUUUUGACAUAAUGGGUGUAUCUUAUAAUGGUGUAUGAGAGUAUCAGUAGUGUGAUAAUUGUUGACAUUGAUAUUUCCAUAUAGGGACCAAAACAAUGUCUUGAAUUUUGAAUAAUAAAGUGUUAGGGAUAAGAGAGAUGUGGACAAACUUUAAGCCCUUUAAAGAUACGAUACAUCUGCUGUUGAAAUAGCAAGGUAUUGUUUAUUGCCUUGUUUGAACAGCUGGUCAAAAUUGUAUCAGUACUGAUUAUUAACAUCUACAUUGUAAAGAGGGGAAGCGUGUAUGUGGAUUUCAAAAGCUUCAGACCAUGUACACUGGAGAUCAACUCUCUCUUUCUUUUUCUCCCUUUUUUAUUUGAUCCCAAAACAAGCUCUGUGCUCGAUGUCGGAAUGUGAUUAAUUGUGGAAUAUUUCCAAAAUUAGAUAGAUUCAUAAAUGAUUAUGGGUCGAUGUAAAACUAAACUGCCAGAAUAGAAUUGCAAAUAUGAUUGGAGGAAAAGUGAAUCGAUUAGUUGCUUGCCAGUAGCUGCUACCGUAUUGCUAUUUAUUUGACAAGGAUUGAGUUAAGAGUUCAAUUCAUUACUUGAGUCUCUAUAUAGCUAUGGGACUGGAAUCCUUUAUCUUUUAAACAGUCAGGAUUGUAAUGAUUUCCAGUGUUUAUGCUGAGAUUGCAUUGUGAUGCUGUUCCACACACAUACACUGAAUGCCUGUAAGUAUUUGAGCAGAGUGAGAAAAGGAAACAAAUGGUGUGUAACUAAUAGACAUUUGUAUGCACAAAUUGAUGUGUUAUUUUUAUAUGCUAGGUACAAGUAGUUAAUUGCAUGGAAAUAUACUUCUUCUUUGAAUUUGAAGGAGAAAUCAUUGCGGAAUGUGUUACAAUCAAUCCAAUGUCUGUUGUGUAUCAAGUCUAUACAAUUAUUUAUUUUUAAAAUUUGAUUCUGUUGUGUCUAGAUAUUGAAAGUCUUGGAGUGAACAUAUUCACCAAAGUGUAGCUCCCCCAUGGCCCUCCCCCAUGGCCCUCCCCCAUGGCCCUCCCAUGCUCUUUGCAAUGUUUUGCACCAUGUUUAGAAACCAAGUUUUACCCAAUGGCAAUACUCUUGUUUUAAUUGUUUCAUUCAUUCUAGAUAUGAGAAUGUUCUUCAUCUCUCCAAUUGUCUUACCUUUAGAUGAAUCUUUGAAGAUGCCAGUCUUGUGUCUGGCCUCUGGCAUAACCUAGUUUGUUUCUUGAAGUAAGAGGGAAGCCAAAGUUUUUCAAAUGUCUUGUCAUAUAAUAUUAUGUCCCUUUCCUGUGUCUAUCUUGUUUGUUUUCUUUUCAUUUGUUAUCUAAUAACGUGUGUGCGUGUUUUGUGUGCAUGCUUGUGUGAACAACAGCACAUGUUUGUGUUGUGCAUAUACCCAUGUCCCUUUUGACUAAAGCACAUUCAUGUGGACCAGAAUUACUAAAAAAAUCAGUCAAAUUACUACUGGUAACUAUUUCAAUGUAAAUCAUAUUCUUUCUUUUUUUACUUUCUCCUAUAUGUUCACACAAUUUUUUUUUAACAAAGUCAAUAAAAUGCAGAAGUGAAUGUAGUUCAAGAUUCUUGAAAUAUUUUGGCUUCCUGACAGUGUGAGAGUUGACAGCAUAAUAUGAAGCUUGUACAUUUCAGUGAGAAUGAAAAACAUAUGAUAUGGAACGCUGCCUACUCUUACUAGUUAGUCACGUGUACAUUUUUGCAACCUUUUUUUUCUGUUUGUUUGUAUGGAAAUCUCAUGGAAACCUCAGAUAGGAUGACAACGUGUAGCAGUGCAAACCCCUCUUUUUGUCCUUGUAUGUAAAGGCCUAAAAAAAUGAUGAGAAUUAAAAUGACAAAAUUUGUCAGAACAAAA
Messenger RNA from Strongylocentrotus purpuratus (purple sea urchin), 9172 nucleotides. Its product is annotated as MAP/microtubule affinity-regulating kinase 3. The transcript is spliced from 17 exons. The coding region runs from base 228 to 2507 and encodes 759 amino acids. Gene Ontology annotation, cellular component: cytoplasm. NCBI's taxonomy places the organism in Eukaryota, Metazoa, Echinodermata, Echinoidea, Camarodonta, Strongylocentrotidae. The record is from RefSeq and is a predicted model, not a curated record. Gene Ontology annotation, biological process: protein phosphorylation; intracellular signal transduction; microtubule cytoskeleton organization. Gene Ontology annotation, molecular function: protein serine/threonine kinase activity; tau-protein kinase activity; ATP binding.